Echinococcus granulosus is the source of this 246-nucleotide messenger RNA. RefSeq lists its product as hypothetical. NCBI's taxonomy places the organism in Eukaryota, Metazoa, Platyhelminthes, Cestoda, Cyclophyllidea, Taeniidae. The transcript has 2 exons. The record is from RefSeq and is a predicted model, not a curated record. The coding region runs from base 1 to 246 and encodes 81 amino acids.
AUGGCAUCUGAAGGGCAUCUGAUAUGGAUGGUUGGGUGUGCGAAGGCUCAAAAAGCUGAAAACCAUAAGAUUAUGCAACACGAUGAUUGUUUGCUUAACACCUUGGAUUUGGAAAAGGGGCCACCCGGGUAUUUCGCCGCGUGGGUCGGCCUCCAGGCCAUGCCAGUGGCCUUGAGUCCUGCUGCAUGUCCACAAGAAAUAUUCUUCCUCAGGAUUGUGUCUUCCGUUGCCUUCAGAGAAGACUGA